Messenger RNA from Chrysemys picta bellii (western painted turtle), 782 nucleotides. Its product is annotated as fatty acid-binding protein 5. Gene Ontology annotation, biological process: fatty acid transport. Gene Ontology annotation, cellular component: nucleus; cytosol. Gene Ontology annotation, molecular function: fatty acid binding. NCBI's taxonomy places the organism in Eukaryota, Metazoa, Chordata, Testudines, Emydidae. The record is from RefSeq and is a predicted model, not a curated record.
UGAUGAGCGAAGGGGGCGAGGGCCGGGAGUAGGAACCCCUGACGUUGUCGGUCCCCAUUGGUUCUCUCCCGCAGCACAUGUUCAGGGGCAUCUGGAUAAAGACGCCUCUGGCCCCCGUCUGCCUCCUACAUCGUCCUCCAGCCUCCACCUCCUGCGGGACACCUCCUAGCGAGCCGGCACGAUGAGCAUAGACGAUUUUGUAGGCAAGUGGAGCCUCAUCUCCAGCGAAGGCUUUGAGGAGUACAUGAAGGAAUUAGGUGUGGGUGUGGCCCUGAGGAAAAUGGGGAGCAUGGCCAAACCAGAUGUUUACAUCAGCAAGGAUGGAGAUACAAUCACCAUAAAAACAGAAAGCACCUUUAAAUCUUCACAGCUCAGCUUCAAGCUGGGUGAGAAAUGUGAGGAAAAUACAUUAGAUGGCAGGAAAGUUCAGACUCUUGUCACCUUAGAUGGUAACACAUUGACUCAGCUCCAGCAGUGGGAUGGCAAAGAGUCCACAAUAACACGGAAGAUAGAGGAUGGGAAACUGGUGGUGGAAUGUGACAUGAAUGGUUGCAAGUGUAAGAGAGUCUACCAGAAAGCAUGAGGACAUUGUCUCCAUACUGGAGCUUGCUACAAGCCAGCUCAGUUUAGCGAACAAAGCUCCUCUACUCUCCAGGUUUUUCCUUUUCCCUGUUUUGUAGUAUUUCAAUGGACUGCACAGCUGUGUGCAAUCAUAUUUCAAAGCGAUGAUGUAACUAUUCUGAACGGUUGUGGCUGUUAAAUAAAGUUUUCAGAUAUAUGAA